Molecule: messenger RNA, 1275 nt
Organism: Fonsecaea pedrosoi CBS 271.37
Lineage: Eukaryota; Fungi; Ascomycota; Eurotiomycetes; Chaetothyriales; Herpotrichiellaceae
Exons: 1
Coding region: 1-1275 (424 amino acids)
Biological process (GO): transcription by RNA polymerase II
Cellular component (GO): nucleus
Source: RefSeq, a predicted model, not a curated record
AUGGCCAUCCCAGGUCAACGGUUUGAAUUAGAUCUCGACGCAGAUGAAUUUACAAUCAGGCCAGUUGACGUUGACGUUGACGAUGACCAACGGACACUCCCGACGCGGCCUCCUGGCUUCAGCAUCAAGGAGAUCCAAGAGCACGAUUCGGACUCUGUUCCUUCUGCCCCGUCGCUGAAAUCCUCCAAAGCUGGAUUCCCCGAGCACAAACCACGCCGCAACGUGUCUGCUUUCAAACAAAGACAGCAGGCUGGAAAGGCGCCAUCUCGUUCCUCCCUCCCUACCACAGUCGAACCCUCAGACCAAGCCAUCAGACAUCAUGUGGGCAAGAAGUAUGGGAUCGACAUGGACCAGCAGCAGAAGGCCGAUAUCAGCGAGGAGAACAAGAGGCGGAUAGCACAAAUGUCGAUAGAGGACAUUGAGGAGGCUCGAGCCGAGCUAACACAAAAUCUCAACCCUGCUUUUUUGGAGCGGCUACUCAAACGUGCUAAUAUUGAGGAAGAUCAAGCCAAUCAAAAGCUUUGGCCUGAGGGCGAUGCGGAAGGGGAAGAUGAUAGCCGAAGAUCUAGACAUAACGCCGUGACUGAGAUGCCCAUAGACGAAGAUAUUGUGGAACCUGAAAGAUCCGCAGCGCCGCCUCCUCCCUCGACACAUUUUCCCGUCCCUCCUCGGUCAGCAAACGACUAUGUACCUCUAAACACUGACGGCGCCUCCUUCCUCGCCGAUCUCAAAACACAUUACUUUCCAGACACUCCCCACGACCCGUCAUCGUUGAGCUGGCUACAGGACCCGACCGAGGAGGAGGACCAAGCGUCAUUGUAUAACCCUGAAAACGAAUCAUAUCUAGCUUCUGCCCUCCGCUUCGGAUUCAACGGCCGUCUGAUCCCGCCAAAGGAGAGUUUGGAGCUCGACGUGAAAGAAGGGCUACACCAUCACGGUGAUGCGCCGAGCAGCGCCGGAUACACUAUACCAGAGCUCGCAUUGCUUGCACGAUCGACCUUGCCGAACCAGCGAUGCAUGGCUUAUCAAACACUAGGUAGGAUCCUGUACAGACUGGGGAGGGGGAAUUUUGGCGCCAGAGGCAGCGAACUCCAGGAAGCGCUCUGGUCGGUGAUUGAGAAAGAGAGGCCGAUAGAGGUCAUGAUGAGCGAGGCCAACCGUCAGUCGGGACAUGCCAGUGCCAAAGCGCUUGCGGUCGAAGCGCUGUGGUUGUGGAGAAAAGGUGGCGGUGGUGAUCGGGGGGUUUUGAAGCCCGGUCAGCGGCUGGCAAAAUGA